CCGCAUGCCGAGCAGUUUUAAUACAGCUUACACGGUUUACGAUAGAUAAUACUUGAAUGCUACGCUCGACAUAAGAUCUUACUGUGAGAGUUUAACGUGAAGUUUCGCAUAUAAACAUAAGUUUAUUCUUGAUACAUUGUUAUUGUGGCGGUUGUUUCCUCAUAGACGUUGUGUUGUGUAGUUACACAACUAGUGACAAUGGACACGUUAAACACAGUGUUACAAAUGUAAUGGACGGGAUGGAAUUUAACGAAGGUAGUUCUGAAGCUGGCUUAAUGCCAUGUUUAUGUGUACACUAACUGUGAUUGUAUUCAGAGGAUUUGCAAGGCAAUUCUUAACUGCCAUUUCAUGACUGAUUUAUAGCGGAUGAGCACAGAAUAUGGCCAGUGCAGGUGUAAGUGUAGUGCUAGUGCUGAUGGGCUCCUUAUGGCUUUUGGCGCAAGGUGCACGAGUGGAAAAAAAGGAGGGGACCGGUAUUGUACGUAGUUGUGAACCCAUCAAACUGGACCUGUGCAAAGACAUGCAGUACAGUGUCACGGGGAUGCCAAAUGUUGCCAAUCACGAAUCUGUCAAAGAUGCUGAGCUGAUCAUGCAGACAUUCUCGCCUCUCAUUCAUUACGGGUGUUCCAGCAGACUUCGGUUCUUCUUGUGUUCAGCAUAUUUACCGAUGUGUACGGAAAAGGUCAAAGAAACAAUAGGCCCAUGCCGACCGUUAUGUGAAGGUGUCAAAAGUAAAUGCAAACCAGUAUUAGAAGACUUCGGUUUCCCAUGGCCUGAUGCCCUUAAUUGUUCCAAGUUCCCGGAAGAGAAUAACCAAAAUCACAUGUGCAUGAAAGGUCCAGAGGAAACAGUAGAUGAUACGAAGAAAGGAACUCCCGCCCCAGGCUAUGUGAAUUCAAAAUUCAACAAAGGAAAUGUAAACAAAAACAUAGAUAUCGAAAAGCCAAAGCAAGUGGUUUGUGGACAGUACCGUCAUCCUGACCACUAUCGCUAUAUAAACAGAACUCAAAGGUGUGCACUUGAAUGUGACAAAAACGAAGCCUUUUCAGGAAAGGACAAGUACUUUGCUGACAUAUGGAUGUCCAUCUGGGCUGGGCUUUGUUUUGUGUCUACAUUGUUUACCGUAUUAACUUUUCUCAUAGAUUCUCAAAGAUUCAAAUAUCCCGAGCGACCCAUUAUUUUCUUGUCGAUGUGCUACAACUUUUACAGUAUUGCAUACAUUGUUCGCUUAAUAGCUGGACGAGAAUCUAUUGCUUGUGAUAACAUUGACAGUCACGGAAGGACAAGUAUCCUUAUUCAAGAGGGUUUAGAAAAUACAGACUGUGCCAUUGUGUUCUUAUUGUUGUACUUUUUUGGAACCGCCAGUUCAUUAUGGUGGGUUGUUUUGACAUUAACGUGGUUUCUUGCGGCGGGAUUGAAAUGGGGUCAUGAAGCAAUUCAACUCCACAGCACGUUCUUCCAUGCCGCCGCCUGGGCUCUCCCGGCCAUUAAAACAAUUACCAUUCUGGUAAUGCGUGAUGUCGACGCUGAUGAACUUACUGGCAUUUGCUAUGUUGGAAACCAAAAUAAUGACACCCUGCUUGGUUUCGCCAUAGCGCCGUUGUUGGUGUACCUAGUAGUCGGGACCAGCUUCAUACUCGCUGGUAUUGUUGCAAUGUUUAAAAUCCGGGGACGGGUAAGAAAAGAGGGUGGACGGACAGAUAAACUAGAAGUUCUAAUGAUUAGAAUAGGCAUAUUUUCUGUGUUAUAUACAGUUCCGGCAAUGUGUGUAAUAGGGUGCUUAUUCUAUGAGUAUUUUAAUAGAGAUUCGUGGUAUUUAUCGAAAAGCAGUAGUUCACCAAAUAUGGCUGUGUUUAUGUUAAAGGUGUUUAUGAGCCUAGUUGUUGGAAUUACAAGUGGAAUGUGGAUUUGGUCGCAGAAGACGAUCACCUCUUGGCAAAAUUUCUUCAACAAAUUACAGUGCUUUCGUCGGGACGAGAGAAAACACACUAAAUCUUAUACGAUACCAGUUUACCAUUAUCAACAAAUUCCAGCAAAAUCAAACAUUUGUCGAGCACACAGACACGAGAAAUCCAAGCGGUCUGACACAAGUAAUGGUACAGUAGUGUAGUGCACAAAUUUGCCAGUGUUAUGUUGACACAUUUCAAAAGUAUUACUUAUUGUAUUUUUGUAUUACUUUAAAAAAACCUCAUCAAAUGUAGGUGCCCAAAUAUUUUGUAUUUUGUUCAUGUUAGUUUUGUAUAUUUCUGCAAACGUUAUUUAAUGAACAUAGAUCGCUUAUUAGAAACAAUUUUACAUUUUACCAAAGAAUAUUUAAAACUGAAUCGACACAUAUAUUCAUUUCUAUUGACCGAUCUAUAUUCAUGUACCAUUGGUGCUUUAUCCUUCCUCUUCUUAUCAUUGAUUUUUCUCUUAUCCAUCGAGCUUCAGAAUGUGCAAAUCCAUAUUUUUAUGUAUGAAUGCUUUCAGACCAAGUUUUUUUUUUCCUUUCAAUAAGAACAAUUGAAAUUAUUGACAAUAAUUCAGUCUUUGGAAUUUUAUCAAUAUGCUUAAAUACAAUCUCUAUCCAGUUUUCUUAAAAUCAACAAAAUUUGUUGAAGGGUAUUAAAGAGUGUUUAGUUAGCAAUGGAUCCCCGUUUUGUCAAGAUAUGCUUUGUUAUAAAGCGAAAUGCUGCGUUUUUGUACUGCUCUAUAGAGUCUACGCUGCAAAUAUUAUAUUUCUUAAUUCUUCUAUUUUUGGAUUGAAAUCAAGUUUUAAAAAUACAUAAAUCAUAGUCAUUAUCAUAAAAAUUCCAUAAUCAUUUGGUGAAUUUGAAAUUGUUAUAGAAUUAUGUACUACAGUGUAUAGUAUUCAUUCGCGGAUAGAUAAAUACGUUUUCAUUCAAAUAUAUCUAAAGAAUUUAAAUUCCAUGUCAAAUUGUAUGGGUCGUUUUUUGAACUGCGAAACACUUACUGCUGUUUACUCUUUUAAAACAUACUAUUGUCAAUCACAUUGAAAAGAAAUAUAUAGCCAUUAAAAUUUGUCAUUCGCUCCAUAAAUCAAUAACUAUUGAUGAGUUGACAGAUGGAAAAAAAGUUACAGGUCAUUAGGAUUAAUGUGAUUGUACCUCGGCGAGAAAUAACUCUCAACGCGCCAAACAAAUCUCGGCAUUAUGGAAAACCAUAUUUAUUGCAUAAUUCUUAAGGGAAUCAGUGUUAUUAAAUCACGCAUAUAUUCAUAUUCAUAAAACUCUUCCGGGCGUGUAAGCUCCUCUUCAUGAUUAGCUCUGCAUAUAAGGAUAUCAUUAGCUAUAAUUGCGAACUUGAUAUUUCACUUGCUUCUUUUGGUGGCAUGCACCUCGCUGUUGUUACAUUAUCUCUUGGUUGCCUCAUACAUGCUUCGAUUGGUUUCAGUUUCUCAAUUACCAGUAAUCAUUCGACUGUUAGCAAGCAAUUUCUUUUGUGUUUUUGGACUUCGUUGUUUUACAUCACUUUACUAGGGGUUGGCAGUUGCAUCGAGGCCGUAUUAUAAACGGUUCAACAUUUUCUGAGAUUUCCCUGUUAUUGGUAUUUGCCUUUUCAGAGUAAUUGCCAUGAACCGUUGUAUUGGCUAUUUCAUUGAUUUUCCAUGGAUUUUAAAUGGAUGAUAUUCAAAAGCCCGUAUUUAUCUCGUAUUUGAUCUGUGUAUAUUUAUCAUAAUUACCAUCUAAUAGGGAGUCGGAGGCUACGGCAUCUGCUGACAUUUUUAAGUCUGGAACUUUUAGUGCCGACCGUAAGGGAUCAAUACCCUUCAAGGUUUUACAUUGAAAUCGACAUAAUCUUUAUCGAUUGCAAAGGCUAUGAAUCGAUUUCCUGUCAGGAAUGCAUUUGAAUCUUUUGGACAAAAUAUUUUUGUUGCCAUCCUACGCUCCUUUGAACGGUAAUCUUUAUAGCUUAUGGAGGAUAAUGGUUCCCUUAUAUUAUUUUCUUUUCUGAAUGCAUACCUUCUAUGGAUGCGUUUUCAAAUAUAAAGUGAUGUAUUUGUCUCUCGUUUCACGUUGUUUUACCUGUCAUAUCGGCUGGUUUAAACUUGCAAAUUAGCAUUUCGAUGAAGUCAAGUAUUUUAAUUGCCUUGCCGUUUCAUCAUAUAUACGCAAUUUCACUUAAUUUUGUGUAUAUUGUUUGCACACAAUUUCACAUUGAUUCGUGUCCUUUUCUGUCAGGUCCUAAUGACACUCUAAACCUAGCUUGUUUUUGCCUAUCAAUAACGAAUUCUCUGCAAUAACAAUUGAAUUAAAUAUUUAUUGUUAAUUGAAAUAUGCAGGUUAUCUUUUUUAAUCAGAGAUAAAAACCUUGCAAUCAAUUAAGAACCACCCAUGUUGUGUUUUAUUAGCAUGAAUGAUCGUAGCAAAAUUAAUGAUGGAUUUAUUGUGAUCUAGAUUCAUCAGAUAUCUUUACUGAAUGUUUUUCUAACGGCACUUUAUUAGUUUUAUUACUAGUGUUGUCUACACUAAGCUUAAGAACUUUUGCUUUGUGCGCUCUUGAUUGGCGUUCGAAAGCAUCCCGAAUGAAGUGAGGAAUACUCAUCACGCUAAUAGGGUAAAUUGCACUUCGUUUAUACUUGGGAUUAGCGCAGAUACUGUCUAUGGCUUUAUUGUACGAGGUAUUAAUUAGCAAUGAUAGAGUGCCAGUUUAUUUUAUUGACAGCAUGAUAGAUUAUUAUUGCGAUGCCUCAAUUUAUGGUCGGAUUAAUUUUGAGUGACUGCUGAUGGCUGUGUGUGCAGUAUGUAUACUAUGUAGUACUCUGACUUCCAUAUUCGUGUUCUGCCCUUUGGUUUGGCAAGUAGGGCGGGAUUAGAAUAUUGACUAUGUCGAUUAACCCGUGAAAUCCGCAGCUGUGGAGUGGGAAUGAUUAUAAAUAUGCUCAGUGUUAUCGUUAUACUAGCGGAUUUAAGAAAUAAAACAUUGUUCUGAAUCUGUCAAACAACGUUAUCAUCUUUAUCUCCAGCUAUGAGGAGAAACUACUCAAUGCGGUAUUUGCAUAUUUAUUGUAAACAAAGAAAGAUUUCUCAAGACUGUCACUGAGUAUGAAGCCGUCAUAAAGAUUUCAACUUUAAAUCAUGAAAUGUGUUAUCAAGCGAGCUGUACUAGGUUUUGCGAUUUGGCAUAUGCCACAUGGCCAAUUUUCUUGGGUUAAACUUUACUUCCCUCUUGUCUGGUGUUUGCUAAUGGCAUUUCGUUCUCCAAGGAAUUUAUCUUGAAAUAUGAAAUUAUCUAACUCUUAUCAUAAACAGUUUUUAAAACCAUGUAAACGUUUCCUAUGCAACUCUGGUUUAUGUUUCUUGGUUUGUCUUGACGUUUUGCAAUGCCAUGUAUACCACAUUUACGUUUGUUUCUUAACCACCUGGUUUAGGUAUAUUGUUCAUACUUUUCGUGUAUUUACCUGCUUCGGUUUACCUUGAAUGAUUACAAUGUGUGCUUAUCUAGACUUGAAAUGCAAAACGGAAAUUGAAUUUCUCCUCUAAAACUUCGAACAUAAUAUUAGAAAGCAUGACAGUUUUUUUUCACUUGCCAAAAACCUGUACUAGUACCAAUAACAUUGUUAUAGUAUUUCAACGUAACUAAGCAGAACCCCUGAUAGGAAACUCCCCGUGGUUUUAGAGACGUCUUGAUUCAUUGCUCCAACUACCCAGAUACCGGUCUGUUUUCUGUUUUGAUUGUUAGUUUCUAUUAGCUCGGGCGUUUAGUUCUAAUGUGUUCUUUCCAACAAAAUAUACUCCCACCUCCUGCGAAUCUCAGUGAAAUGAACUCGUUUGUGUGUUUUACUAGUUUUUAUUUUGCUGCCUGUUUUGAAUAAUAAGAAAGAAAGAAAAACAUUUGAGAGUGCUGGUCGUUAUACUAGUCAGCAGUUGUUUUGCUAUUUUUGUCGAAAAUUGUUUUUAUCGUACUCGUGUAUUGUUUGUAUUUACUUGAAUAGAAGCUCCCAACAUUCAUACAUACCACACAAAAACAUUCAUGCAUCAACAUGCUUUCUUAAUACAUCAAUACAUGUUCUUGACAUUUGAGAUCAUGAUUCACAGGAGCCCUGUCACAUUGGAGGUGGGGUAUGUUUCACUGAUAUUACCGGCUUUAAAUUUAUAUGUUUAUUCUUGGCUUUUAAUCUUAUCUUUCUCCAUGAAAUUAUCAAGAAUUUCGACGUUUUCUUCUCCCGAGGAAAUUCUCAGUAAAUGUUCCCUGCCGGGUUGCUUUUUAACUGACAUUUUACUCGCGAAUUCUAUAUAUCAUUCCUGCGGUAGCCUGAUUUUUCUUUCGAAGUUUGUUUAGAAACCUUUCUCCAAAUCUGCGUCAAAUUAACAUUCUUUAAAGCGUUUUUUUCCAAGCAGUAGAACUUGAACUCUCAGUUAACCAUUUAAUAAUGCUCCGGUCUAAAAAUUGUGUCGGUAAUUGUUCACUAUCGUUAAACAAGCGUUUGUAAUAUAAUAUAACAGCGUUUAUGUAGAGCAUGGUGUAUACAAAUACUGUGUGUAUGUAUGAUGAGAAAUGUUUAACAUUCUUUAUGUUCAUACAUAUGAUAAGUGACUUAAUUAGUUUAAUUGACAUGGUCUUGCAUACAUAAUGUAUUGUUUUUUACGUGAUUAACUUCUUCUUAUGUGUAUUUUUUACGGAAUCAAACUGAACAAAGAAUGCGUAUUGCUGUGUUUAAAUUGAACAGUUUAAUCUAUGAAAUUGUGUUAAUGAAUAAAAUAUAAACAAGGAAACAUAAGCGUUUCAAACAAAAGAGCAUCACGAAGCAGACAUGACAGUUUUAUUUCUGUUCUUAAAGUAAUAUAAUAAAACUUGCUGCAUUACGCAGAGUUUAGAGAUGAAUAUAGCUACGCAAUCUGUCGCAUUUUAACAUCUUGAAGAUUAGGUCUAAUUUAUUCUGGUGUUUUUAUGUACUCUGUUUAAGUUAUUCAUAAUUUUCCGGCGCGUAUAAUACCGAAAUCCGACACUUAAGCCCUGUGUUGGUAGGAAUUUAAACGACAAAAGUAUGAUAUGUAUCUUAAAGUGUCAAGACUUCAAAUUUCAGUAGUGCGAUUUAAACAAAACUGUGCAAUUUCAUUACCUUCCCCUAUUAUGAUGGUAAUUAAAUUUUUGUGACGCUUUAUGGGAUAAUACUUGAAUAAAACUGUUACCUAUGUCAGGUUUAAAGUAUAGAAACUUGCUUGUUCUGUACUUGUUUGUUAAUGUUACCACAUUUCAAUAUAAAUAAGCUAAACAUGUAAAGGUAUGUUAAUAUUAUAUUUCCUUUUAUAUUAGGAAGUGAUUUUGUUCAUGUUCUCCCAUUGUAUUAAGAAAACCAAGAACAAACCGUUUUGUUUAUUUGUACUCGCUUGUUCGAUAGUGUUAAAUUAUUUGUAAAAGUUAUAGAUUUAUGGGGUAUGGCAGCACUUGUCAGCAUUUCCUACAAUCUACGCCAAACCUAACCCAUAAUAAGUGAAUCAAUUCAUACUUCCAUUUCAGUUUCAAUCGAUGUUUGCUUUGGUAUAUAAGGGGUGAACUGUACAGAAGAUUUACGGUAUAUCUAACAAAGUAAAGCCUGUCUAAAUAAAUUUGGAUUUGCACAUUCAGAAGCAUUGCUUCAAUACACUAUUAUUGAACCUGUUAGCGAUACUCUGACAAAUUCCCCUUUAGAAUUGUUUAUCAGUAUGUUGACGUUUACAUAGUCAUUUGGUUUGUUUACCUUUUCGUUUGUUCACCUUUCAUUGCUAAGAUUAACCGGCUCUGUUUGUUAAAGCAAUUAUCGUUAUUUCUUAAAGGCAUUAAAUAAAGCUUUACCUCCCGUUUCUUAAGCAUGCCGUAUGUCAACAUCAGCAUUAUUCCUAACAUUUUAUAAAUUUUCAUUCACUUUAAUUUAGUUACUAGUAUACGAAUUAAUGUAUUCGAUACACACGCGUACAUAUGAUAUGUUUUUGCCUGGUGACCCUAUUUGUUGGUAUUUUAAGAGUUUUAUGUGCUGAGAAAGAAUAUUCAUUUUUUUCUAAAACUAAUAAAACAAGAAAGGCUUGUUUUGCAUAGAAGUAUUGCAAAACAUUUCGUUUUAUGACCAUUUUCACUAGAUAUAUAGAGCAAAUAAACUAACUGUAAUAACUUGAUGUAUGAGGUUUUUGGUAUUUUUGUACAUAGUUUCAUUCAGUAAGAAACACCCUUCAUUUGAUACCAACAUUAUAUGGGCUCACCAGGCAACAAAUAAAUUAAAUUAUUGUUAAAAUUAGCAUUGUCAAAAAAUUAUUAUUCAUAUGUCAAAAAUCAACUUUAUUGUUAAUGUCAAAAUUUAACAUUAUUUUUAAUGUCAACAAUUAACAUGAUUGUAAAUGUCAAUAAUAAAUAUUAUUGUUAAUGGAGCUAUAAGAGAUCUAGCUUAUUUGUGGUUAUGUUUCCUUAUUCGUACUCUACUUUCUGUUAUGAAUAGAAUGUACAUUGCAUGUCCCUAGCUAGUUUCAUGCUUUAAGUCAAUUUAUUUUUCAGUGUGAAUGUCAUACAUGUUUUAUAAUGUUAUGAGUAAACUAUUUCAGCAUUUAUAUCGAGAUCAGGGCAUCAAAUGUUUCAUUGUAUAUUGAUAAUUGUGUUACAGACUGUUUUGUUAUUUAUAUGAUGAAAAAAUAUUAAAUGUCUACAUAA
Messenger RNA from Mya arenaria, 8619 nucleotides. Its product is annotated as frizzled-4-like. Gene Ontology annotation, cellular component: plasma membrane. Gene Ontology annotation, biological process: non-canonical Wnt signaling pathway; canonical Wnt signaling pathway. The record is from RefSeq and is a predicted model, not a curated record. The coding region runs from base 380 to 2110 and encodes 576 amino acids. NCBI's taxonomy places the organism in Eukaryota, Metazoa, Mollusca, Bivalvia, Myida, Myidae. The transcript has a single exon. Gene Ontology annotation, molecular function: Wnt-protein binding; Wnt receptor activity.